Saccostrea echinata is the source of this 600-nucleotide messenger RNA. Its product is annotated as complement C1q-like protein 2. NCBI's taxonomy places the organism in Eukaryota, Metazoa, Mollusca, Bivalvia, Ostreida, Ostreidae. The transcript is spliced from 2 exons. The coding region runs from base 1 to 600 and encodes 199 amino acids. The record is from RefSeq and is a predicted model, not a curated record. Gene Ontology annotation, molecular function: protein binding.
AUGGUUACAUAUAUUCGAGUAGUGAUGUUAACAAUGCAGUUUGUUAAUAAUCUUUACAAUCAUGUAUCAGGAGGGACACUGUCUGACACACGGACAAACCUUGAUUCCAUAAAAUCUUUGAUCUACAGCAAUGCCAAGGCUACAGUUACACUGGACUCAACAGCACUAAAGGAACUGGUCAAACUCUCAACAUCAGGUUCAUCUAAACCAACGAGGGGAGUCAGUUUCUCUGUUUAUGUUAGGGCCACAGCUCUUACAGUUGGAAAAGGACAGACCAUUAAAUAUGAUGAAAUCAUGACAAACGAUGGAAAUGGAUAUGAUGACAGAACAGGGGUAUUCGUGUGUCCAGUGACGGGAACAUAUAUGUUUGUUGUUGAUACUCUCUGCCAAGCAGAUACUUGGCUUGCCAUAAAAGUAAACAGGACAUAUGUAGCAAAUGUACAUAUGAGACUUCAUAACAGUUCUAUUUGGGGUCAAAUAAGCAGAACUGUCAUAGUAAAACUGAAUCGAGGUGAUCAUGUGAAAGUAGAUAAUGUAGGUCAAAGUACUGCAAUAAGUCACGGUGGAUACUCAGGAUUUACAGGAACAUUGCUUUACUAA